Daucus carota subsp. sativus is the source of this 955-nucleotide messenger RNA. Its product is annotated as spliceosome-associated protein 49. The transcript is spliced from 4 exons. Gene Ontology annotation, molecular function: RNA binding. Bases 125 to 634 code for a protein of 169 amino acids. NCBI's taxonomy places the organism in Eukaryota, Viridiplantae, Streptophyta, Magnoliopsida, Apiales, Apiaceae. The record is from RefSeq and is a predicted model, not a curated record.
AAGUGCAGUAAACUCUUUAUUAAAUAAACGAUAUUACAUGACGGAGGGAGUAUUGUUAUAUCGACAAUUACAGGCAGGUGGUUUAUAAACCCAACCCUAGCCCCUUGAAGCAAUUGAAUUGAUCAUGUCUGGCGACCGUGAUUGCACCGUUUUCAUAGGCAAUCUGGAUGAACGAGUGAGUGACAGGGUUUUGUAUGAUAUAUUAAUUCAGGCAGGCCGUGUUGUGGACUUGUAUAUUCCCCGAGACAGGGAAACUGAUCGACCCAAGGGCUUCGCAUUUGCUGAAUAUGAAACGCAGGAGAUUGCAGACUAUGCUGUCAGGCUAUUUUCUGGGCUUGUCACUCUCUACAACCGAACUCUUAGAUUUGCGAUUUCUGGACAAGAUAAGCCUGCAUUUGGCUCUGCCCCCAAAGUAAGACAGUAUAAUGAUUCUGAAGAUAUUACUCCACACUCCGCACCACAUUCAUCAUAUAUGUUCUCAUCGCAACGAUCAGGCUAUGCUCAAGUGCCAACACCCCCUGGUGUUUCUCAUGAAUAUAAUCGUCCUAGAUCAUAUUCUGACCGGAAUGGGUAUACUUAUAAUGGUGGAAGACUUUUUGGGUCAGCGUUUGAUAGUACUACAAGAUCUAGGUAGAGCCACACAUAAUACAAGUAGCCAAAUGAUUUGGUCCUUGAUCUAUGACUAUUAAUCAUUAAGAGACCAAUCUUAAUCGUUUGGUAUUAGAAAGUCACUUAGCUAUGGUGUUGAUAUGAAAAUUUUAUGUGCUAAUCUGUUGUGUCAAUAUAAUUGUGUCGAUCAAUUAUAUGUUAUCAUGGACUUGAUCAAUUGUAUUUUGAUGCACUGUAAGUUUACGAGCCUAUCAAGGAUACUCAGAAAUGUAAUAUUCAUAGGCACUUUGUUUUCAUAAUAUGUGAACCCUUGGAAGCAUUAGUUCAAUUUCUUGAAGUUUCCUCA